CAAUCCAGAGUCAUCAAAGUACAUCUUAUAAUGAAAUCACAUCAUUGGAAGGUAAAACCAACUAGUAAUGAUUUGAACAUAAUCCACACAUAUCUGGGUAUUAAAGUAAUAUCUGCAAAAUAUUUUAUUGAGCCAGUUUGAUGUAGUGGUUUGAGUGUUAGAUUAAGUGUUUGGGAGAAAAAAUAUUUUAUUUCCUCUGGUUGCCCACAGUGUCAAGCAGACAAACUGCAUAUAUUGUCCUAUAAUAGAAGCUGUGGAAAUGAAUAUCAUGAAAAUGUCCUCCUACACUCUCUGGGAGGUGUUCUGGUCCCCCCCCCCCCGGGUUUUGGGCCCUUCUGUUUUAGAUGUAAGAUAUUUUUUUCCCCUUAACAGGAACUCACCAAAGUCUCCUUUGGCCUAAACCAGCCCAAGAACAAAAGAAGAAAUGAAUUGUUUACCUCAUUCUAAUAGCCAUCAGAUAUUUUGAGUAAAAUAUGUAUUAAAAGAAAGUAUUUAAAACAUAGGUCAUGCCAUGGGAGGUUGCCUCCCAAAUGGUUUUUAUUACCGUUUCUCACUAGAUAAUGUUGUCUUGAGUUGGAAGGCAAAUCUGUAGCCAUAUGCCUGAUAUGGAGGUAGCCAUAUUGCUGGUAACUGAAGUUGCUAGUUAUAUGGAUUUAUGCAGAGCCCUCACUAUUUCACAUUCAAGUAGCUGAUUUUGACAAUCUAAGAGUGCAGAUCCCAUUACUUUUUCAAGUUGUUUUCAUGCCACAAGAAUCCUAGAUAAUUGUUGUGGACAAUUCUGAAAUGAAACAUUGCUCAUCCGGUUUUGACUUUGCCCUUCUUCUAAAAGAUGUAAAACAAUCUUUUUGUCCUGUGUGUUUUCAUACUGAACUUGUUUAAAAGGGAACUGUGACUCCAUUAUGAGGUAUCAGCUUUCCCCAUGGGAUCCUGCCUUCUGAUCCUUGUAAGGAUGUUGUGUUUCCUAAUGCAAAGACCUAGAGGCACUUUAGUGCUUCAAAAGAGGAAAGAGAAGCUUUUAUGCUUUGGAUUUUACAUGUACAGUGCAUAAAGAACCAAACAUUAAUCCAUUUCUGCUUUUCCCCAGUUCAUAACGGUAGUAGAUGCUUUCACAAUUUUUCCAUAUCAAAGACCUGACAGUAAUUAUGAUCCCAUCUGGUUUCUAGCAUUAUCUUUUUGCUAUGGCCAAACUAGUGCUAAGGAUGGCCUAUGAGCAAAAAAAAAAAAAAGCAGUCAAGUGAGGAGAGGCAGCGGGAUUUUGUACUAGCAGCUCAGAUGUCCUAUAUAUUUUUUUCAGGGAAGAAAGAUAACUGGAGAGACGAAGGGCAAAGAAUCCAUAGUUCCAUGUUUCAGUGGAUGUGCGAUGUUUGUCUUCUUGCCAGAAAACUUUACCAACUAGUGCAAGCACAAAUUGGUAGCUAUUAGUGCACUAUGACUAUGUGUUGAGUAACUGAAAAAAAUGUAAGAACAUGAGUACUUCCUGGAUAGAACACAGGGAGAAUUGAUCUUCUAGAAUAAACAAAAAGAAACUGCCAAAGAAAUCAAAGAGAUUUUUAACAUUGAGGAAAGACCGUAGAAGACAGUUACUGUCAGAAGCAAACUACGGAAGAAAUUCAGAACCCCUCUAACUAAGCAAUCACUUCCUAUGGAUUUUAUUGCAUGAAGCAGACAAAGGCCUCAUCUACACUACAUUAUAUAGUCAGUGUAAACUUGUUUAAUGCAGAUUAAAUGCACACAACUGCAUUAUAUGAGGCUACAUUAACUAUACAAUGAGUUUCAAACUGUAUUGUCUCAUAUAUGGCAGUAUAAACAGGGCCCAAUGGCACUUAAGUAAGACUGUCCCCUUGGUGAUGGUCCCUACUGCAUGACACCAUGCACAUCCCACUGCCGGUCUUCCUGCCUCUCACAAUUAACCUGACCCACGCUACUGAUGGGAAGAACAAAGCUCUCAUUGUCAGCUGGAAGCCAGCGUGAAUGUUGCAGAUAAUCAAUGGCCAUUGAAAUCCACAAGCAUGUGGACAACUUCGACAGAAAGGAGGAAACCAUGAAAAUGAACAAAAUCUGGCUACCAGUAUUAAAAAACUCAAAAAUCAAAACAAUAGAUGGGAAGCAACACUCUGAGGGCAGAGGAGCCCCAGGGAUGACUAAUGACCUUGAACAAAGGAUGCCCCCCAGGCAAGAGACGAACCUUUCCAAUGCUAACUAGGGUGAUUAUCUGCAACAUUCAUGCUGGCUUCCAACUGACAAAGGAUUCUUGUCACACCCUGGACUCUCCACAGAUAUAUAUUUACCUUCCUUGCCUAGUUUCUCCAUGCCUCACAACCUCAGAGGAUGCCUGCCAUAGAUGUGGGCGAAACGUCAGGAGAGAAUACUUCUGGAACAUGGCCACACAGCCCGAAAGACAUACAACAACCCUGUGAUCCCGGCCAUGAAAACCUUCGACAACACAAAGCUCUCAUUCCCACUACAUCCCUGUCACCUGCAAUGGGGCCUUCCUGCUCCCGUGCUGACAUGCUUGCAGUGAAGUGACAUCAGGGAACAGAAUUCUCAUUCUUUCCCAUUUGACCCCUCUCCCUUUUGCUUCUCCUAGCUGCUUAUUUAAUAUUUUACAGUAACAUUUUUAUUCUAAAAACAUUACUGGAUAUGCAAAAUUGCUUGAAAUAUAAUAAAAGUACCUUAUGGAGCAACAUAAGUGUGGGAAGGUGGAGUUGUAUGUGUCUGCAAAUGUGACACUACAUAAUGGUGAAAUAGUGUAAUUGCGUAAAUGAAGAGUGGUGCAAUAACAAGGAGGCUCAUGUAUCCAGUAUUGGAAUAGCAAUGGAAUGCUAUAAAGUCCUACAUCUUAUUAAGGGUAGUAGCAGUGCAGAUGUUCAAAUAAAUAAACAAACAAAAACCAGCAAAAAGGGAUAUGUCAUGCAGCCAGAUCCCAGGGCUGAAUUUCCAAGCCCUGAAUCUGACUUCAUAACAUAAACAUGCGAGCACCUGGCGGGAGAAGAUAAAAUGAGCCUGGGAACUCAGGGGUGAAAGUAUAAACAAUUAUAAUUGCUGUAGUGUGGGGGGGAUAGAAACCUUGGUGGAAAUGUGAUCCAGAAGGUGGGGUUUGAUGAUGAUAUUUGCGUGUGAUAUUACGUUGCAUCAGAAGUGAUAAAAUUAGAUGUAUGUAAACAUUAGGUCAUUCUCGACUUUUCCAAAGUCAUGUAUUCUUCAAUAAAGAUUGUGUUUGAGAGCAGCUGUCUUUGAUCUGCGUUCAGACUGGUCCUUUGAAGUAAGCCUGACAUUAAAGUCGAGAAUCCCAUUUCUCACCCUCCUGCGGAAUUCGCAGUGAAGUGAUAAUGAGCGAGGAAGAAGAUCAAAGCCCAAAUGAGGCAGAGAGGCCUUUGCAAGGGGCCCGGCCGAAGAGAGAAGAGACGCUGCAAGCCAUAGCUUCCUCUACGGGGUACCCCAAGCCGAACGGCGUGACCCAGAGAAUUCCCAGGCUCGGAAGAGGCGUCUCUGCAGCUGCAGAAACCAGUUGGGGAUCUGGAGGAAGUAUGCCGGAGACCGUGGCCCUGCGGUUAUCCAUCCUGGAAACUAAUUUAUCCAGGCUGUCGGAAACCGUGGGGAGAUUGGUGCCAUUAUUGGAAGAGAAUCUCCAGAAGGAGGCCAGCCGAUAUGGCGCCGAGAGAGAACCAAGCAAAGAAGGAGAUUGGAGCCAGAGGGGCCAGCGGGCGUCAACGCAGAGCCCCGUGGCGGCAAGGGACGAGGGAGAUGAGGAAUACUGGCAGGAGCUGCAGUUCCGGGACAGCAUGGCGCGAGAAGUGGAGCGUCAGCGAGCCCUGGGGACCCUGAGGCCGCCGUCUCCAACAGAGCUCCCAACCCCCCGAAUGGGCGUCGGGGUGGAAAGGCCACUGGGGCCAGGGAUCGGGUCCAGUGGAUUCGCAGACGAAGGCGGAGAGGAGCGGGGGGUCCAGGAAGAGGAGGAGGAUGUGCCGUACGACGAGGAAAGGCGAGAUGAGGGGGCUACAGCUAGGCCAGUAUGCGGAUGGGCGGAAGAGCCAACAGCGGCGGCAGACUUCCAGGAGCCGCGCAGAAUGACCACCGGAGUGGGGCGCGGCGUGUUCCAAGGAGCCACCCGAGGAAACCUGAUGCAACCCUUCCCCAUGCCGCCCAGACAAUAUCAAAGGGCUGCAGAAUGGAUGCCUAGAAGGGAAGAUCUCAAGCUGGAAUACGGAGGGGAAUCAGAGGAACUGAACUUUUUUCUAAUUAGCAUUAGAGGAUACAUGGAAGACAACGCACACACAUUUCCCUCCGAAGCAAGCAGGGUUCGAGCCAUCGGCAACACACUAAAGCGAGGAGCAGCCAGCUGGUAUGUGCAAUUGCAUGCCAGACGCGACCCAUGCCUGAGGUCAGUGCCCCGCUUCCUCGCCGCACUGGAGAACCGGUUCAGAGACCGGCUAGAGCAAUUGAGGGCUCGAGACCAGCUGAAAGGAAUAAAACAGAGGGACAAAACGGUGCCCGAGUACGCAGAGGAAUUCCUCCACCUCGCGGAAAGGGUACCGGAGUGGUCUGAAGUAACCAAAGUGGAACUAUUUAAAGAGGGACUACGCCCCGAGAUUUUCAGCUGGGCAGCGCACAGAGACGACCCCGAGACGCUCCAGGGAUGGAUUCAACUAGCGGGGCGCGUCGAAUCUACCCUGGCACAAGUAAAGCGCUUCAGGAGCAGCAGCGGCCAGCAAAGACCGGUGGCGAGAGGUCGAGGAGAAACGAGGAAGCAAGAAAGACCCGGAGGGAGGCCGGGGAUUCCCUCCAGAGGAGACGACAACAAACCUAAACCGGGAUGCUUUGUAUGUGGGAAGACGGGCCACCGAGCAGCGGAAUGCUGGGCCCGGAAGGGGGAGCCGCCAAAAGCCCCAAAGCCCAAGCCAGCAACCGGGAGGCGUGCGGAGGAGGAGGUGCAGGCCCCAGAAUCUUCGGAAAGAUUGGACUAUGGUGAAAGAAGAACCGAAGAGGAGGACGAAGAAAACGGGGGCGCCAUGUCAUGCAGCCAGAUCCCAGGGCUGAAUUUCCAAGCCCUGAAUCUGACUUCAUAACAUAAACAUGCGAGCACCUGGCGGGAGAAGAUAAAAUGAGCCUGGGAACUCAGGGGUGAAAGUAUAAACAAUUAUAAUUGCUGUAGUGUGGGGGGGAUAGAAACCUUGGUGGAAAUGUGAUCCAGAAGGUGGGGUUUGAUGAUGAUAUUUGCGUGUGAUAUUACGUUGCAUCAGAAGUGAUAAAAUUAGAUGUAUGUAAACAUUAGGUCAUUCUCGACUUUUCCAAAGUCAUGUAUUCUUCAAUAAAGAUUGUGUUUGAGAGCAGCUGU
Messenger RNA from Anolis carolinensis (green anole), 5335 nucleotides. RefSeq lists its product as uncharacterized. The transcript is spliced from 2 exons. Gene Ontology annotation, molecular function: zinc ion binding; nucleic acid binding. Lineage: Eukaryota; Metazoa; Chordata; Lepidosauria; Squamata; Anolidae. The coding region runs from base 3330 to 5066 and encodes 578 amino acids. The record is from RefSeq and is a predicted model, not a curated record.